Messenger RNA from Benincasa hispida (wax gourd), 1864 nucleotides. RefSeq names its product Sodium Bile acid symporter family. The record is from RefSeq and is a predicted model, not a curated record. Gene Ontology annotation, cellular component: membrane. NCBI's taxonomy places the organism in Eukaryota, Viridiplantae, Streptophyta, Magnoliopsida, Cucurbitales, Cucurbitaceae.
AACAAAAUUGAAAUAUGGAGACUGUCAACACUUUCCUCCCAACAUUUGGACGGAUAUUUCUCUCUCUCUCUCUCUCUUCCACUCUGCCCUUUUUCUUCCCUCUCCUCGUUAUCAUCACUUACCCACGACAAAAAAAAAACCUCACCGGCGGCCAACCAUUCACUUUCCGGCGAUAUUACUCCGGCGACUUCACUGUUUACACUUCCUUCUUCCUUUCCAUGUCCGCCAUAACUCUUUACUCUUCUCCGGUUCCCUUUCUUUCUCAAUCGCCGACCAAACCUAGUAGAAAACCAAAAUUGUAUUCAUCCGAUUGCCACUGCCUUUCGAUUUCGUGUAGUUUCACUAGAUUGUGGCCUUCUUCUCACUGUUCGACGUCGAAGAAUUGGAAGCCGGUGUGUAAUGGAGCUUUGUCGACGUUUGCUUGCUCGACUUCUCCGUUCAUUGGGAGAGUUGGCUCGCGGAUUCGGCUGGGGAAUUUCUCGCUGUUGUCCUUUGGAUUGAAUUCCAAUGCGGCGGCUGAGGCUGCCGGUGGUGAUUCGUCUCAGCUUUUGUCGGCAUUGCUUCCUUUUGUGGUGCUUGCUACUGGAAUUGCGGCUUUGGCUCGGCCUUCUACUUUUACUUGGGUUCCUAAGGAUCUCUAUGCCCCAGCUCUUGGUGGGAUAAUGCUAUCUAUUGGGAUUAAGCUUUCUAUUAAUGAUUUUGCUCUAGCAAUUAAGAGGCCUGUACCACUCUCUGUUGGGUUUAUUGCUCAGUAUGUUUUGAAACCAGCUCUUGGUGUAUUGAUAGCAAGAGCAUUUGGCAUAUCUCCAAUGUUCUAUGCAGGAUUUCUUCUCACAGCCUGUGUUGGUGGGGCGCAGCUAUCAAGUUAUGCCAGUUUCUUGAGUAAAGGAGAUAUUGCCUUGAGUAUUCUCCUUACCAGCAUCACCACCAUCUCAUCCGUGCUUCUAACACCUCUAUUGACUGGAAUUCUGAUCGGUUCAGUUGUUCCGGUUGAUGCAGUUGCCAUGUCAAAGUCAAUAUUGCAGGUUGUUCUUCUUCCAGUUGCCCUUGGACUUGUCCUUAAUUCUUAUGCAAAGCCGAUCGUAGCCGUUCUUCAGCCUGUGAUGCCGUUUGUUGCAAUGAUCUGUACUUCAUUGUGCAUCGGUAGCCCUCUUGCUAUAAACAGAAGCCAAAUUUUGUCGAUAGAUGGAGCCCGGUUGGUUCUUCCAGUUUUAGCAUUUCAUACUUUGGCAUUCACUUUGGGAUACUGGGCAUCGAAAAUCCCAAUCGUAAGGCAAGAAGAAGAAGCUAGCAGAACAAUUUCACUUUGCACAGGGAUGCAGAGCUCCACUCUAGCAGGGCUUCUUGCUACUCAGUUCCUCGGGAGUACUCAGGCCGUUCCACCCGCAUGUUCGGUCGUCGCCAUGGCCAUCAUGGGCCUUUGUCUAGCUUCAUUCUGGGGCAGUGGGUCUAAAAUUAGAGACUUGCCAUCUCUUUUGAUACAGAAAAGCAGUUCCAUAGUCAGUGCUUCUUGAAUCUACUUGAAUUAGCAACUCACCCAUCUCUUAAAAGUGGUUGAAAAGUCUCAAAAUGCAACAGCAAAAAGUCCAUUUGCAGGCAAAGGAAAAGAGUUCUUCAACCAGCAUAUGUGAUUCUCAGGUACCAUAAUAAAAGAUAGCAGGAAAUAAAUUUACUCUGUGUAAUGUUCAUAUGAUACAGGAAAGCUCAUGGGCGCUACCAUGAGAAUGAGGCAUAAAAAUAUAAAGUAUCAUGAUAGUUAUCUAAUAAAAGUAAGAAAGAAAAAAGUGGAUUAUCAUCAUUUCAGUUUAUAGGAUGUAUUAUUUAUUUGUUUAGAAAAUAUAGUAAAUACACACUUCUUAAUCAA